AUGAUCCACUGUAUCGCUUCAGAAAAAUUUCCAAGCGUAAGAGAGACACCGAAGCAAGACACCUCUGAGUUACCGGAUGCGACUGGAACAAAGUUUCCAACCACAGACCAUGGUAGGGCAUACCCAAAACCUUGGAGCUCGGAUGGGAGUUGCUCCGAUGAAAGUUGGGCUUACAAAGCGCAUUCAUCUCAGAUCAGAUACCUACCGCUGGAAAAUACCAAAAUGGAGGCCAUUUUGGAUAAGGUACAAAAGAAAAUACACUGGGGUGUUCGCGAGGCCUGCAGUGUGAUUGGACUUCUGUUCUUCACUAUCGGGAUCCUCUUUGUCGAAGGCGCUCGCAUGCUUGCGUACACCCUUCUGCGACCCUGGCUCCACCUUAUGCGAUUUAUCAUUCAUCUGGUCAGCAAUCUGUUCUGUGAUGUGUGUUACAUUUGCUCAAUUGGAUGCAGAAGAACUUGUCUACCAAUUACAGAUGCAUGUGCCACUUGGUCACACGAGGUAACCGUUCCUGUCAUCAAACAGUUUCGACCGGUGAGACUCUACCAAUUACGGACCAACCAGAGGACAUGGAGUCGCAUGCCACAGAACUUAUGA
Messenger RNA from Opisthorchis viverrini, 594 nucleotides. RefSeq lists its product as hypothetical. Lineage: Eukaryota; Metazoa; Platyhelminthes; Trematoda; Opisthorchiida; Opisthorchiidae. The record is from RefSeq and is a predicted model, not a curated record. The transcript has 3 exons. Bases 1 to 594 code for a protein of 197 amino acids.